Molecule: messenger RNA, 966 nt
Organism: Oldenlandia corymbosa var. corymbosa
Lineage: Eukaryota; Viridiplantae; Streptophyta; Magnoliopsida; Gentianales; Rubiaceae
Source: the annotation of a GenBank genome assembly
AUGGAGAAUAAUAAUCAGUCAGAAAUUGGAGUUGGUGAAUCAACGCAACCGCCGUCGGUGGGGGAAGACGAUGAAGAAAAGUCCAAGCUGAAGUGCCGUUCUAAGCUGGAAGAAUUGCUGUCCGACGAUAGUUUGCCGAGGACCCGGCGACUCCGUCGGGCGGCCCGAAUGGAACUGAAGACGCUCCUCCGCAUUUUGGUGCCGGCAUGCAUAGUGUACCUUCUCAACAACGUCACGUCGACGUCGACCCAGGUGUUUUGCGGCCACCUCGGCAACCGCGAGCUCGCCGCGGCUGUGCUGGGCAACAACGGGAUUCAGAAUCUGGCAUUUGGGCUCAUGGCAUUUUCUGGACUGUGGGAUUUUUUCAAGUUGUCGUCCUCUUCGGCCGUGAUGAUUUGCCUUGAGUUGUGGCACUUGCAAAUACUGAUUUUGAUUGCUGGUUUGCUCCCUGAACCUGAAGUUGCAUUGGACACGUUAGCUAUUUGUUUGACGAUUAUUGGAUUGGUGUUCAUGAUUUCAGCAGGGUUCAAUGCAGCAGCAAGUGUGAGGAUAAGCAAUGAACUUGGAGCUGGAAAUUCCAAAUCUGCAGCAUUUGCGGUUAUAAUUGUGACUUCAACCUCAUUGAUGAUUGCAUUGGUAAUUGCCAUAUUCGUGGUGGCGUAUCGCCACAUCUUGAGUUAUGCCUUUACCGGUGGUAAACAUGUUGCCGCUGCAACCUCCGAUCUUACACCCCUCUUAGCAGUUUCUAUUAUCCUCUUCGGCGUUCAACCUGUUCUUUCUGGGGUUGCUGUUGGAUGUGGAUGGCAAAGUUUUGUGGCUUAUGUGAACAUUGGAUGCUAUUAUUUAGUUGGAGUUCCAUUAGCUUCAAUACUUGCCUUCAAAUUCCGCCUUGGUGCUAAGGUGGAGAAAGCAAGAAAACGGCUAGAUAAAUGGAAAGAUGAGGCAGAUGAAUCAAGCGGCAAAUGA